GUUUAGAAAACUAACACUUUUUUUUGAAGCAUUACUAACUAGAUCCAGUAUAUUCCAGACUAAAUUAGACAGACGCGGAGCAUAAGAUAAAUAAAUACGUAAUAUAGCCGUCUCGACAAUUAAAUCACUUUACAAGUCGGACCAUUUGGGUCCUGCCCACACGGCGUGCUAGUGAUUAUUCUCUCUGUGGAGUCGUCGGUUACUUUAUAGACAAGACGCAGUUUGGUAAGACGUUUAUUUGGAAACAGUUUUAAAUUUAGAAUUUCCGCUCGUCCCAAGUUGGAUGAAAUGCGUUCAGUACUUUCCUGGCAUGAGGUCGCAGUUGUGUUAAUAACGUUGGUUGACGUAUCGUGUGGUUUGUUAAUUGUGUACGCGGGAUAAAACUUUCAUAAGUAGCUGUUUUGGAAUUUAUAGUGCAUUCUAUUGUUUGUGUUUGUGUAAGCAAAUUUUCGAUAUUAUGUUUAAAAAAUAUGAUAAAUCUUUAAACAUCUUCGUGAUAUUAUGAACAAAGUCUCUUUACUUUAUUAUCGAAGCAUAAUAUAGACAUACUAGCCUUCCACCAGCGGCUUCGCCCGCGUGAUCUAGUAUUAAGUCCAGAAAUGAGAAAAUUCCAUAAAAACUGUUAUCCCCAAAUUUACCAUAUUUCAUAAAAUCCCCUCUUAGUGAGCACCUACGUUCUAAAAAGAACCCGCAUGCAAAUAAUUUGAUUUUGAAACACUUGUAGUUUCUGAGAUUUCGUGUUGAGUAAGUACAUGAGUGAGUGACCUUUUGUUUUUAGAUAUAAAGAUUAAUAUGCUUAAACUGUUAACUAAAGUAAUAAAAAGAAUAAUACAGGGAAUUUAUUCAUAAACUGCAAUACACCAUUAUGAUGUCAGGCAUUACGGUAGCACAAGAAAAGCAAUAGAAAAGCGCAAAUUACUACUUUCGGACCUUAAAAUAAAUGUGUACUAUUUACCUGUUUAAAGUUCACUAGAAUCACAAAAUUAUAUAUGUAUAUAAAGGAAAAGAAAGUUUGGUACAAAUAGUAAAUAGGAAAAAUACAUUUCGCUAUAAAGUAAUAGGUUAGGUACCUAUUACUUUAUAGCCAAAUGUAUUUUUCCUUACUUAUUAGUAAUUUAUCAAUCUACAACACUCAUGCAACAGCAGUUCAUUCUAAAAAUAAUAUAAUUCCAGGAGUAAAUGUAUAGGUUUUAUGAUUAAAGGUUGAGACACCACCUGACGUAAACAAAAAGCGAAAACACCGAACCCAAUGACUCACUAUGACGAAGUUUUCAUAAUCAUAUCACAACAACACGCAUACAUUAGUAACGUUAGUUCCAUGUUAACUAGUUCCAAUCCAACACUCGGCAGUAAAUCUCGUGUUCAUUAUUUAAUAUUUAUUCUCAUAUCAAUUUUCUCGCUUUUAUUGUGCAAGCCACCAAGGCCGCUACAUUGAGUGAAUGCGGUUGACAUACUUUAAAGUAUCGCGAACGUAAAAUCGGCCGUAAAAUCUUUUAUACUGAGAACAAAGGCUUUUAUUUGCAAAUUUCUUUAGCACUCCGAAGCACCAGCCUGUUGAUCAAGACACGUGUCCAGUACAUACGUGUAAACGAGACGAUGCGAGCGUUCGACGCGCGUGUGUGAUAAAAAUCGAAUGCAAAAAUGAUUAAAAGGAAUGGUGAUAAUGUGUUUGCGAUCGCGUCGUGUAACAAUCAGUGUCAAGGCGCGCGGAGUGUCGUCUCGCUCACUCCCGGCUCAGCCACGAGGAUUCCUCGAGCCACUACUGCCAGGAUGACGCCGCCCGACGCGCACCAAAACACUAAGGAAGCAAACAUUGCGCUAUCUACAUACGUGGAGAAAUGGAAAAAUAGAUAUGAAGAAUCCGAAAGGAAACAUAAAGCGUAUCUACUAAAAUCAGAAAAAGUCAGGCGGGAGCAUGAUGACCUACAGCGACGCUACAAUAUACUGCAGGAAGAGCGUAACCACCUGGAGGGCGAGGUGCGAGAACGAGAGAGGGAACUGACUAAACUGAAGAAUGUUUCCGAGAAACUGUUUUUAGAAUACCAGCAGUUGAAAAACCAGCAUGAAGUGGACACGGGAGUUAUGCAUAAGGUUAUGCAACAGGCUGGUGAAUGGUACAAACAGAAUAAACAGCUCAAACGUCGCAGCACGGUGCUGCUGCAAGCUCUUCCAUCAAAGACUAUAGACAUAGACCUCACAGAUUCUACAGACACAGCGUCAGACACAAGCAGCAAUGAGGAGGUGGAAUUCUUGAAGCAGACAGUGUCAGAUUUAAGUAGAAAAAUAGCAGAGUUACAGACUGAACUGAACACAGCCAAGCUGCACGAGUUCGAAGCGCAUGAGGUCAACGUAGCGCUCGCGCAGGAAGUGGAGACAGAGAGAGAGAAAUGUGGCGCACAAGAGAAGGAGCUGGUAGAGUUACGCGGUCAGCUGGAGAGGCACAACCGCGUGUCCAAGCUGUUGAUGGAUGAAGUGACCGCACUCAAGCAUCACGCCGACCAGGACCGCCUGAUGGCCGAGACGUACAGGAGCGAGGCGCGCGACGCCAACAAGCGCGUGAAGCUGCUGCGGCACCAGAGCGCGCUGCUGCUGGGCUCGCUGGAGCCCGACGAGCGCCUCGCGCUGCUGCUGGGGGAGGUCGACAGUCUGCGGGAGGCGCUGGAGGACCAGGCCGCCCGCCACAGGGACCAUCUGGAGGACCUGCAGUUAAAACUGACUGAGAAACACGAAGACACAGAUAUUAUAUUAUGGGAAGAGAAAAUAAGACUGGCAGAAGAAGAUGCACAGAAAGCGUUAGAACGAGCGGAGAGAGCGGAGAAGAAACUAUCUGACGCGGAAAGAAAGAUGGUAGAUCUGGAGAGGAAGCUAUCAGAUGAUAGGAAACCGAAGAGGUCCAACCUGAUGUCCAGGAUUAAUUACUUUGAGAACGGCGGAGAAGUCAAACUUGCAGUUAACGAAGUCAAACAAGAACAGACCGCUGCACUGCCGGAGGUGACUCCCGAGCUGGGGGAGGAGACUCCGGUGCAGGGCCCCCCUCCCCCACCCGCGGCCCCCCCGCCACCGCCGCCGCCUCCCUGUUCCCUUCCCCCGCCCCCUCCCCCACCACCUCCCCCUCCUCCUGCGCCGAUGACGUUCGCCACUGCCCAGCAGGAGAAUAUGGCGCAGAUGUUGGCCAACAAACAGGGCUGCUUGAAGAAAACCAAACAGAACGGAGGUGGCGCUAUAGACGCGAUAGUGGACCAGAUAAAGGGCGGCAAGUUCCACCUGAAGUCCACGGAGCAGAGCCUCACUUCACGCAGGGAGCGCGCGGCGGAGGAGCAGCCCGAGGCCGUGAAGGAGAUGCUCGCCAUCCUCGGCACGCUGCGCCGCCGCCGCGCCCCGCUCGACUGCUGACUGCUGACGGCUGACUGCUGACGGCUGACUGCUGACGGCUGACUGCUGACUGCUGACUGCUGACUGCUGACUGCUGACUGCUGACUGCUGACUGCUG
This is a messenger RNA of Diatraea saccharalis (sugarcane borer), 3490 nucleotides long. The record is from the annotation of a GenBank genome assembly. NCBI's taxonomy places the organism in Eukaryota, Metazoa, Arthropoda, Insecta, Lepidoptera, Crambidae.